AUGGAGAAGAAACUCACAGAGAAGAUCGCGGCCUUGCCGCCGGACGCAAAUUACUUCUCCCUAGAAUUCUUCCCGCCGAAGACUCGAAUGGGUUUGGUCAACCUGUCUGCGCGUUUGGAGCGUAUGGCACAGGCCCUUCGUCCGCUAUUCGUGACGGUUACUUGGGGUGCAGGCGGAAGCACAGCGGCCCGAUCCCUCGAGCUGGCGGAGGUUUGCCAGCGCCAGCUGCAGUUGACUACCGUUCUGCACCUAACAUGUACCAACAUGAGCCGCGAGUUGGUGGAUACGGCGUUGAUGGAGGCAAAGGCGCUGGGUAUCCGCAAUAUCCUGGCCCUGCGUGGAGAUCCGCCCCGCAGCGAGGAAUACAACAUGGAUGGAGAGGACGACAGCAACAAGGACUUUACAUUCGCUGUGGAUCUGGUCAAAUACAUUAAGAAGACACAUGGUGACUACUUUUGCAUUGGUGUCGCUGCGUACCCGGAGGGUCACCCGGCGGAUUCUUUCCAGGAUGUGCAAGAUCCUAUGCGCGAUCUGCCUUACUUGAUCGAGAAGACUGUUGCCGGUGCAGACUUCAUUAUGACACAACUGACCUAUGAUCUGGAAGCGUACCAGAAGUUUGAGAGUACACUUCGGAGCCACGAGUCGGGUGUCUUCAAGACCAUCCCGAUUAUCCCAGGCCUGAUGCCUAUCCACAGCUACAAGAUUCUCACCCGUGUGACAAAGCUCAGCCAUGUCAAGGUGCCGGACGCAGUUGCUAAACGCAUUGAAGCUGUUAAACAUGAUGAUGAUGCUGUCAAGCGAGCCGGUGUGGAUAUCGUCAGUGAGAUUGUGGGAGGUAUCAGAGAGCUUCCGUCCCCCGGGCCACGGGGUUUCCAUUUCUAUACGUUGAACUUAGAGAAGACAGUGUCGUUCAUCCUGGAACAGUGUGACAUGAUCCCACCCUUCUCAGUGAACAUGGACGAUACUGCGAUAGACAUUGACACUACCGUGUCUAUUGAUGACGUCCCAACCCGUACCUUUCAGUCAAGACGCCGGUCAUCUAUUAACUCGCAGCCAUACAACCGUGUCAUUGUUGACAAGCUGUCUGGAAAAGACUCUUCCCGGAGCUCCACACAUGAGGCUCUAGCUGACGGCUCGGGCAUGCCUGCUCUGCCUCCUAACCGCAGCACAACCCUUCUCAUCUCUGAGGGUCUCGGCGCUCUUGGUAGAGAGGCCACUUGGGAUGACUUCCCCAACGGCCGAUGGGGUGAUGCCCGCUCGCCCGCCUUCGGUGAGAUUGAUGGAUACGGUCCCUCUCUUCACGUCACUUCUGCCGUCGCCCGCCGUCUGUGGGGCACCCCCGUCGACCGCUCCGACCUCAACAGUCUUUUCCGGCGUCACGUCUCCGGCGAACUUCACAUGGUUCCCUGGUCUGAAGGUGGUGCUGAAGAAGGUACUGGUGGCUUGAACCCGGAGACUGACCUUAUUCGACCGGAGCUGCUUAAGCUCAUCGAUGGCCGUGGCUGGUGGACAUUGGCUUCGCAGCCCGCUGUCAACGGCGUCCGCAGUGACGACUCCAUCUUUGGCUGGGGUCCCCCUCGUGAGGGCUUUGUGUUCCAGAAGCCCUUCGUGGAGUUCUUCUGUUCCACCAACGACUACAAGACGAUCCUCCAGCCUAUUUUCGCCAAGUCCAACGAAAAGCUAGCCUGGUUCGCCAUCAAUCACAAGGGUCUCUAUGAGUCUUCAUACCCGGUCUCGUCCGGUGACGUCGAUGCCGACGAGUCAAACCCGGACAGUGCUAACGCUGUCACUUGGGGUGUCUUCCGUGGCAAAGAGAUCAUCACCCCCACUAUCAUCGAAGAAGUCAGCUUCCGCGCUUGGGGUGAGGAGGCAUUCCGCAUUUGGGAGGAAUGGCGCCGCGUCUACCCGCGCAACUCGCCUACCGAGCGCUUCCUCGAUACUGCGAAGAAUGAUGCCUGGCUUGUUUGUGUUGUUGGACAGCAGUUUGGUGCUGGCACUCAGCCUGGCUCAAAGGAGGAAGAGGAUGAGGUUAAGUGGAUGUGGCGCGUGUUGGCGGGUGAGACGCAGUAG
Messenger RNA from Penicillium longicatenatum, 2070 nucleotides. RefSeq names its product methylenetetrahydrofolate reductase (NAD(P)H) MET12. The coding region runs from base 1 to 2070 and encodes 689 amino acids. Lineage: Eukaryota; Fungi; Ascomycota; Eurotiomycetes; Eurotiales; Aspergillaceae. Gene Ontology annotation, biological process: tetrahydrofolate interconversion. The record is from RefSeq and is a predicted model, not a curated record. The transcript is spliced from 2 exons. Gene Ontology annotation, molecular function: methylenetetrahydrofolate reductase [NAD(P)H] activity; FAD binding. Gene Ontology annotation, cellular component: cytosol.